Messenger RNA from Rhagoletis pomonella (apple maggot), 2126 nucleotides. RefSeq names its product sodium-independent sulfate anion transporter-like. Gene Ontology annotation, molecular function: sulfate transmembrane transporter activity. Gene Ontology annotation, cellular component: membrane. The record is from RefSeq and is a predicted model, not a curated record. Gene Ontology annotation, biological process: transmembrane transport. Lineage: Eukaryota; Metazoa; Arthropoda; Insecta; Diptera; Tephritidae.
AAACUAAAAGAUGUUAAAAUCCCCGGCCGUCGCAUACUAAGCGGUACAUUGUGGGUGAUUGCGACUGGACGAAAUGCGCUGAUUGUGCUCAUAGCCAGCGUUUUGGCAUAUAAUACAUGUGAAACACGCGAGUCUUGUGUCUUCGUAUUGACAGGCAAAGUGAAGAGCGGUUUUCCAGAUGUCGGGCUGCCCAAAUUCCACACAAUAAUAGAGGCAGCAAAUGGUACUGCAAUUGAACAGGACUAUGUGGAUAUGUUCAAAGAACUUGGUCCCUCGAUGAUUAUAUUGCCCAUAAUCGCCGUGCUGGGUAAUGUUGCCAUAUCGAAAGCUUUCAGCAGCGCUGGCAUAAGUCCUACACGCGAAUUGAUUGCGCUUUCGCUCUCCAAUGUGAUUGGUUCGUUCUUCUCUUCAAUGCCGGUGACGGGGUCUUUUUCACGCAGCGCUGUAAAUCAUGCGAGUGGCGUGCGUACACCCAUUGGUGGUUUCUAUACUAGUGCGUUGGUGCUAUUGGCGCUUGGUUUGCUGGCGCCUUACUUCCAAUACAUUCCGAAAGCUGCAUUGAGCGCGGUUAUCAUAUCAGCGGUGAUAUUUAUGAUCGAAUUUGAGGUCAUCAAACCUUUGUGGCGCUGCAGUCGUCGCGAAUUGCUGCCCGGUGCCAUAACAUUCGUUGUGAGCUUAGCCAUUGGUGUCGAGAUCGGUUUACUGUUGGGCGUUGCCGUAGAUGUGGCAUAUCUGGUGUAUCGCGCUGCCCGUCCAGCACUUAGUGUAUCCAAAUUACGAACCACUAACGGUAUUGAGUAUAUUCUCAUGCGCCCGAUACACAGCUCACUCUACUUUCCAGCAAUCGAGUGGGUACGCACUGGCAUUUCAAAGGCUGUGGCGAUGCAUGGCAUUGCGCCAGUGGUGCUGGAUUGCGCUAAUAUGCAUGAACUCGAUUUCACAGCUGCACGCGGCAUGGGCGCGGUGAAUAAGGAGUUGGCAAAUAGUUCUGUGCCACUAUUUUUCAUGAAAGCUUCCAAAGAAAUCUGCAUUAUACUAAAAGAGUCUACAAAUUGUGAUUUUGCAACUAUAGAAUCGCCGGAUGAUUUAGAAUACAUAUUGCAUAAUACGUUAUCGAUCGAUGAUCAUCGUUUGCAAGUUACCAUUCCAUUAAUUUCUGCACAAACUAAACAAAAUGGCGAUUGAUGACCGUGGCGGUCGUUUGUAGUGCUUUAGACAUAAGUUUUUGUAGGUUAUUUAAAAAUGUAUUAGGUUAUUACAAUUUGAAAAAUCCAAUUGUGUUUAGAUAUUUUGAGAAUUCUCUAAACGGAAUUUUCUUAAAAUGGUUGGCUAAUGCUGUUAUAAGUAUUUAUAGAUCAGUACAUAUCUAUGAGUGUAGAUAACUAAGUAAAUUUUUAUUUUUUUUUGAAAACGACUCUUUUAUUAUACAUAUUUACAUAUUAAAUUUUUAAGAGUUUGGAAGUUAUUGUAAAACAUGACAUUUUUUUGGGAAUUUUCUUAAAAUUUGUUAUUUUUUUUUGGGAAACUUUAAAAUCUUAUAAUGAAGGGAAUUUCCUGAAAUAUAUUUAGAGUAGAACUCCAUAAGCGAGUUUCAGGCCUUCAGCAUUUUUCAGAUUUCAAACGCUAGUAAGUGCUGAAAGUCUGAAAAGUUCUGAAGAUUUCAAAAACUGGAUGUGAAGUUCUACUAUUAGUUUUCUUUUAUGCAUGUCAUUUAGAGUUUAAAUUACUGUUAAAAAAUCGCGUAUUACCAUCUAUAUAUUUCUGAGAACCGCUGGAUAGACAUUUCUAUCGUUAACUUAGACCUGACCGUAGUGAUGUAUUUUUAUAAAAUUCGACUGGGCAAAAAAUUCUAAAAUUUUUAUACUUUCUGUAUGCAAAUUUUUAUUUAUUUGCUUCUUUAGCAGCUGACAUUACACGCUAUGACUUUUGCGAUAAUUUAGUUGCAGGCCUUUGAAUUUGAAUGUCCUCACCAGAGUUGGCCACUGAAUAUGAAAUGGUAUUAAGAAUUGGUCUGAUGUUUUAAGUACCAGAAGAAGAGGAGAUGUACCCAUAAAAAAGAAUAUAAAAAUGACCAGAAGCCGAGCUGAGUUGAUUUUGUUAUUCCGCCUGUUUGUCUAUUUGAACGC